CUGGUCAACAACCCAUUUUCUAUCAACCAUCCUUUUCACCCACCAGUCCACCACUCUCCCACGUAUUUCCAUCCAAAGCAACAUUAUCUUUAUAAAAGAUUCUUUUUCCCUUUUUGAAGAUGAAGAGGCAACCUCUCUUCCUUGAACAACCACACAGAUAAGUUGUUGCGGCACUUGUUGAACCAAGUACUUGCGUCACGGAUCAAAUCAUUGAACUAGAGGACGACUGACCAUGGCCUGGACGACGAUCAUUGCAAGCGGCAGCAGCUGGAUGCAUUUGGCCGACGAUCGUGCUACUGGACGACGGCUGACGGCGGGCCAUGGGGCGGCAGCGGCACGGGUCGUGUGUUGGCUAUGGAGGAUGGCGGAUGGAGGCAGGGGGAUGGAUCUACGGAGGUGAGAGAAUGGAGACUAGGGUUGUAGAAAAGAGUAGAAGAGUAGGGUUUUAUAGAUAUACCUCAAGGGGUAUAUUUGUCCACCUAUAUUAUUUAUUUAAUUAAUUAUUACGAAAUUAAUUAAAUAUUAAUAAUAUUUUGGUAAAAAAAACUAGUUAAGUCAUAGAUUGAGAAAGUGAAAAAGUUUUAGUUAUACCUAGGGUAAUUAUCUCUAUAUAAUAAUAGAUACAAACCCUAAAGUUUGUAUACCAGCAUGCCACCGUUGCUAUUUGUCACUGUCGGCGCUGCUAUUUGUCACAACCAUCGAUUUUGUGCCUGCUAUCUCGGCAUCUCAAUUCACCAUCUAUACUCUCACCAUCGUCGUCUCCCUCUUUCAUUAUUUCUUGAAUUCCAUAAUUUUUCCAGGUUUUCUACUUCGCUUCUUUUCUUCUUCUUUUCUUCUUCUUCCUUUUCAUUCUCUGUUUUUUGUUUAAAAAUCAAAGUAUUCUCUUAUUUUGUUGUUUUUAGGAGAACUUUUUUAUUUGGAAUAUUUUGACUUUGCACCCCGUUUUUUGGGUGAUAUUGGACUUUGCACCUCAUUUUUAAAAUUUUUAGACUUUGCACACUAUUUCCCCUAAAAUUUAUUUGCCUUUGCACCCCAUUCGGGAAUUUUUCUUCACAAAAUGUUGUAUGAUAAGGAGCAAAGUCUAAAAGUUUUGAAAGUGGGGUGCAAAGUCCAAUACCACCCAAAAAACGGGGUGCAAAGUCAAAUUAUCCCUUUUUAUUUCAUUCAAUUUUAUGAGUUCUCAAUCAAUUUUUCUAACUUCUGGGCGUCGAUUUCAUAGUUCUGGUUUUUUAUUUCAUUAAAUUUUCGGUUUUAUUAAAAACUCUAGUUUUCCAGAUUUUGGAUUCUAGGUCCAUUUUUUGCCAAAUUCCUAUUAGUUUCGUGUAACACGAGUAUGUUUUAUGCAAGAAAAGUUAUACUUUCACAUUCAUUUGAAAGUACUGCCGAGUGUCAACUAUAUGGCAGAUUUGCAUAUGAGAUUAUGGUGGAAAAAUAUUAUUUUCUCUGACGAAUUGUUAAAUAGAAUGAAACAAAUUGCUAAUAUUUGGCUCAUAUUUUGUAUAAAAGAAGGAAAAACAAUUUUGUUUAUGUUGUCAAUAAAAUGUUUUUUGUAGCAAGAUGGCAUUUUGGAUGUUCAAAACUGGUGGUAGUGCCAACAGUGGUAAACGAUAAACGUUUUUAAAUACUUAUAAAUAAAAUAAGACGGAUCAUAAUUUUGUAUUGAGUAUUUCAACGGUGGCUUCUUUUAGAUAAAUAUAUAUACGAUAAACUAAUGGGUUUUUUCCUAAAUAUUACUACGUACUAAAAUAAAAAAUCAUUUACACAAUAUGACUAAUAGUUACUAUAAUGUAUUAUUAUGGUAACAUAAGUUUAAAACUUGAAUAUAAAUUACUAUGAUUUCAUUACUAUUUUAAUCACAUUUUUGUAAAAAUCUUUAUUUUAACAUAAAUAAGUAAUUAUUUCCGUAUUAAUUUGGUCAAUAACUCCAAACGUUGGAUUUGUUUUGUGUAAUAAUAAGCCAAAAAUAAAAUACUACCAUUACUUAGAUCGAUCCGAUGCGUGUGAGAGACUUAGAGGUAGUUAGCUAAUUAAAGCAUUGCGAUAGGUAAAUACGAGUAAUUUACCUGCCGGCGGUUUUUGGGAGGCCUUCUUGUGUUCUUUUUAAUAGAGUAAUUAAUAUUUAUUAAUUAGGUUUCCAUAUUUCUUAUGUUUCCUAAUGUACUCAGAACUCUAUUCAUUAUAUAUUUGACAUCUAGGGCUCCCAAUUGGGUAAGCCAUUCCAUUAUUCUCACAUGGUAUCAAGAGCUCUAGGUUUUAGCCAAAAUUAAAUUUUUUUUUUCGGUUCCAUGGCAUCUGAAAGCUCCACCGCAGCCGCCGCAUCCCAGGCUGUCACCGCUGCCAUUGAUUCGCCGCCGGCCAUAACUGCACCUGUGUUGAGCGCGACAGACACAUCGAAUUUCUCUGGCCAUUCGCAGACGGCGGCUCUCUCCUCCACAGGUGAACCGCUUCGCUCGCAGCCCUACUCGGUCUUUCCCUCUACGGUUCCGGCAGCGCCGUGGGUCCCCCCCGUUUUCACCUGGACUCCGUCAGCGCCAACCUUCAAUCCGAUAAUCCAGCCACAACGCUCGCAGCAAACGGACGUCUCCAGCAGCUUUGGCGGCCCUCGGUUCGCAGGACCCACCCUGGCGGGCAGUCCGGGGUUGCACCUGCCUUCGGCCGGAAUUCUUGGGCAACAGUCCACUCCUAUGCCCUCGUCUUUUGCCUCGCUCGCUCAAGGCAUGACGUUUGGGGCCUCGUUUACACAAAUUGUUACUUCUAAAUUGGUGGCUGUUGAAGAUUAUUUGCCAUGGCGCACUCAGUUUGAAUCCUUCGUGGUAGCUAAUGGUCUUUUAGGCUUCCUGGAUGGAUCUCUAUCUGCCCCGCCAAUGUAUACGUAUGAUUUAUAUCAGGCUCAGUCCCCGAAUCCUGAGUAUUAUCAUUGGCUCAAGUUAGAUCAAGCGGUACGUGCAUGGAUCUUUGCAACUCUCUCUCGUGAUAUCUUGAUGGAGGUACAUUCCUUGAAAAAUUCCUUGGCCAUCUGGCAACGUUUGGAGUCCCGAUUUAUGGCAGCCAGUCUUGCACGCUCCAUGGAAUUAAAACAAAUGCUUACACGCACUCGGAAGAAGGACAAUCAGACCAUGGAGGACUACAUUCGUGGGAUUCAAAAUAUUGCUGAGAAUUUAGCCGCAAUUAACUCUCCGUUCUUCUCCUGCACCUUCUCUGCCAAAUUGUCAUCCUAUGCAAACUCGUGCUAAAUCGGGAAUUUUUAAACCCAAACAUAUUUUUAAUCUCAAAACAGAUGUUUCGGCAUGUGAUCCUUCUUGUUUUUCUAUGGCAAAUAAAGAUGCUAAAUGGAGGGCGGCUAUGGCAGAAGAGUUUAAUGCUUUAAUUGACAAUCAUACUUGGGAUCUAGUUCCAUUUAAUGCUAGUAAAAAUGUGAUCGGGUCUAAAUGGAUUUAUAAAACAAAAUUUAAGUCUGAUGGGUCUGUUGAGCGUUAUAAAGCACGCUUGGUUGCACAGGGAUUUACUCAACAAGCUGGUGUGGAUUUUUCUGAAACCUUUAGUCCUGUUGUCAAACCCACCACUGUUCGUAUUGUUUUAUCUCUUGCUAUCUCUUGCCGAUGGAAUAUUCAUCAGUUAGAUGUCAAAAAUGCAUUUCUUCAUGGCAAUCUAACUGAAGAGGUUUAUAUGCGCCAGCCUCCUGGGUUUGUACAUCCACAAUUUCCUAAUCAUAUUUGUAGGCUCCGGAAGGCAAUCUAUGGACUUAAGCAGGCUCCAAGAGCCUGGUUUUACAGGUUUAGCAGUUUUUUGUUAACCCAUGGUUUUGUUUGUAGCAAGUCAGAUAAUUCUUUAUUCAUUUAUCGCCAUGGGUCUCAUAUUCUCUAUCUCCUCUUGUAUGUGGAUGACAUUAUUAUAACUGGUAAUUCCCCUUCCUUUAUUUCCACAUUUAUCUCUUGUCUUGGUCGUUGUUUUGCCAUGAAGGAUUUGGGGGAUUUACAUUUUUUCCUAGGUGUCCAAGCUGUUCGAACCUCCUCAGGUUUGUUAACAGAUCUGAUCUAUUAACCCGGUUUCAUCUUCACACCCUUAAACCUGUUCGUACUCCGCUACCUACUCGAACUAAGUUAUCUCUCACUGAUGGUGAUCUUCUCGUAGAUCCUACGGAGUAUCGAAGUAUGGUAGGUGCUUUGCAGUAUUUGACCAUGACUAGACCAGAUAUUACAUUUGCUGUUCACCUGGUUUCUCAGUUUAUGCAGGCACCUCGUACUUCACAUAUUUUGGCUGUUAAGCGUAUUUUCAAGUAUCUUCAGGGAACUCCGAACCAUGGUUUGCUCCUGCAGCCGAGCACUUCUUCUCCUAUUUUACAAGCGUAUUCAGAUGCGGACUGGGCUGGUUGUCCUGACAGUAGUAGAUCCACUUCAGGCUUUGCUAUUUUUCUAGGCCCUAAUUUAAUUUCAUGGAAAUCCAAGAAGCAACCAACAGUCUCUCGUUCUUCCACAGAAGCAGAAUACAGGGCUAUUACUUACACAGUUCAAGACAUUCUCCACAUCCGGUCUAUAUUGUUUGAAUUAGGCAUACCUAUUUGCCAGCCUGUUCGGUUAUUGUGUGAUAAUAUUUCAGCCUCUUAUUUAUCCACAAAUCCUAUUCAGCAUGCUCGGGGCAAACACAUCAGCAUUGAUUAUCACUUUGUUCGUGAGAGAGUUUCACAUGGAGACCUGGUUGUUCGCUAUGUUCCCACACAGUUCCAGCUUGCAGACAUUUUUACCAAAAGUUUAUCUCCGCAACGCUUCAUUUUUCUCAGAAACAAUCUGCGCAUUGUGUCCCCUGCACAGCUUGAGGGGGUGUAAUAGAGUAAUUAAUAUUCAUUAAUUAGGUUUCCAUAUUUCUUAUGUUUCCUAAUGUACUCAGAACUCUAUUCAUUAUAUAUUUGACAUCUACGGCUCCCAAUUGGGUAAGCCAUUCCAUUAUUCUCACACUUUUCUCAUGCUCUCUCCUUCCAUUUUCAAUUCACUAUAUAUUUUACUCCGUAUAUUGUUAUGUUUGUUGUUUUGAUUUGGUUCAUGGCUGCCCCAAUAUAUAUACACACAGCUCGUUGUAUAUUUGGUCCCUAACUUAAGGGCACUAAUCUCAGCUUUAUUCAGCAACUUUAAUUUAGUCAAUGUGUUGUGUCGGUGACUUGCUCAAUUUAGAAAUGAUUGCCUCAAAGUAGUUUUUUUUGCAGUCACGAGUGUGACGUAGUUAUGUGCCCUUUUUGCUCAGUUUAGGAGUUUUUAUUUGUUUUUUAUAGUUUUCUCAGUUAUCCAAAUUUAGGAAAAUUUUGAUUUUGAAAUUUUG
Cuscuta europaea is the source of this 5310-nucleotide messenger RNA. The record is from the annotation of a GenBank genome assembly. NCBI's taxonomy places the organism in Eukaryota, Viridiplantae, Streptophyta, Magnoliopsida, Solanales, Convolvulaceae.